This is a messenger RNA of Echinococcus granulosus, 657 nucleotides long. Its product is annotated as Homologous-pairing protein 2. Bases 1 to 657 code for a protein of 218 amino acids. NCBI's taxonomy places the organism in Eukaryota, Metazoa, Platyhelminthes, Cestoda, Cyclophyllidea, Taeniidae. The transcript has 10 exons. Gene Ontology annotation, biological process: meiotic strand invasion involved in reciprocal meiotic recombination; homologous chromosome pairing at meiosis; meiotic joint molecule formation. The record is from RefSeq and is a predicted model, not a curated record. Gene Ontology annotation, molecular function: recombinase activator activity; double-stranded DNA binding. Gene Ontology annotation, cellular component: condensed nuclear chromosome; DNA recombinase auxiliary factor complex.
AUGCAAAUAAGUCGCAUUGCUGUGGCAAUGUCCAAGAAUCCGAAAGUCGAUGUACUGAACUACAUGACUCGUGAAAAUCGUCCCUUCAGUGUUAAUGACGUCGUUGCUGCACUGCAAAAAGCCCAUGGGAAGACGGCUAUUUCUAAAGCAAUCGACGAAUUGGUUCUGGAGGACUCCUUGGUUGAAAAGGUCUACGGGAAACAGAAAGUUUUUGUUGUUUCACAAGACAAGUUGCCGCGUCCCGACGGUUUCGAGUUAAAGGCAAUGGACGAAGAAAUUAAUAACCUCACGACUAAGCUUCAGCAACUUAAAGAUCGAAUUAAAUUGGUCGAAUCGGAGUUGGAGUCUGUACAGUCCAGUUUGUCCCUUGAGGAGGCACGGGACCAGAAUGCGAUCAUAGAGGCAAAAAUAGAGGAGAUAAAGAAGUUGAUUGAUGAAUACGGCUCAGAAGUCCCAGUUACCCCAGAAGAAUUCACUCAAGCGGAAACAAGGCAGAAGACCGCCGUUGCAGAAUGGCGCAAAAGAAAACGCAUGGCCAUGGAUAUCAUCGAAGCUGUUGCCGAGAGUUACCCCAAAAGCCGAAAGGAACUCAUGGAGGAUAUCGGCAUUGAAACGGACGAGGAUCGGGGAGUAUCCAUCGCCGACUUCACGUCAUGA